Molecule: messenger RNA, 3309 nt
Organism: Cygnus olor (mute swan)
Lineage: Eukaryota; Metazoa; Chordata; Aves; Anseriformes; Anatidae
Gene: C3H6orf118
Product: chromosome 3 C6orf118 homolog
Exons: 7
Source: RefSeq, a predicted model, not a curated record
CUGUUGUGAGUUUACAUUGUCACAAACUGCAAAGGGAUCCACUUUCCCAUUUGCUCUCCAGCUGCCAGAGAGCUUACCUUGCUGUUGAUGUAAUUUCACAUAGAUCCUUGCUUUGGCACUGUCAAAUGGGCAUGUAGCUAAUGCAGAAUAAUUUAUUACCCUUUGGGAAUUAUGCAGAUACUCAGAUGCUGAAUUUACAAAAAUAAUUCUGCACCCAAAUUUUAAUGCUUGCUACCCCAAAAGGAUAUAGGGCUUUGACAAUGGUCAAUACCCUGAAAAUACAGGCUAGGUUCAGGGAACAGUAAAAUAAAGUUCCGAAUUGUACAUUGGCAGAUAUUUAUAAAAAAGCAAACCAAAACAAAAAAUCUUGUGUGUUUAUCUACUUAGCGUAUUGAUUUGCUUCAAAGAUUCCUUGUAUUGUUCAUGCUCAGUAAACGGGAUAUUCACCAUUUAUAGCCCUCAAAAUUGUCUUGUGUCAUCAUGAGUCUGCACAACCCUUCCAUUCUCAGCGACAGACAUUGUGCUUGGGAAAGAGGCUCCAGAUGGACUUUGUGCUCCUGUUCUCAGCACAGCCUCCAAAUAUUCCUGGUCUUUCUCCCCAUUGAAGGAACCUGGAGCAUUGCUAGCAUGACUUGGCCAGAAAGAGGUUUCCAGAGCAACUGUUUAGCUACUGCCUAUGGUUGUCAAAAACAUGUUUUACAAAGUAUUCCUGGAUUUGUGCUAUUAUGGCCCACACUUCCACAAAAUUUUGCUGCAAGGAAACUGCUGGUAGGGCUAACUCUUCUGAUGAAACAAAGUACAGUGAGAUUUAAUGCAUUUGUUAGGGAUAAUUCAUUUAAGUUAAAUUUUCCAAAUGUUUUGGGGGGACUGGUAAUACAAGAGGAAUGUUACUGUGAAUACUAUUAAUUUGGUCCUUUUUACCUGUUUCUGUGGUAUUUGCCAGGAACUGUGGGGUGAAGUCAAUCCCUUUCUGGUCAAGUAAUUUGAUGGCAAAUUGAUGGCAGUCAAUUUCAUGCCUUUUCAUACUUUUCUGCUUGUCAUGCAGUCAGCUCUUGUAGUAGACCAUGGUGCUUUGCCAUUGACGGUCACUGCACAGUCUAUAUGCUUUUCCUAAUAUUUUUUGUCAUUUGUUAUUGAAAAACAUCACCAGAAAAUUAUUAAAACAAUACCUGAAUAUAUCCCCUUGUAGAUAUUGGAAAAUGUAAAUGUAAAAGGACCUCCACUGAAGCUUAUUAAAACCUGGGGAGGAACUGUUGGUUUCAAUGAACUAGGCUGAAUCAAUGAACAUCCUAGUUUCAAUGAACUAGGAUGAAUCAGGCUCUACUGUAAGUAGCUAAGUGCUCUCGGUAAAGUUCUGUGCUUAUUUGAGUCAAUUGUAAUGGCUGAUGGCUUCAAUGAGUUUCACCUGAUCAACAGGUGUUGCAGACUACUUCAUUGUACAUAUUUUGCUGAAGACAAUUACUGAGAAUGAUUUCUUCUUCCUCAGUCUGCAAGCAGUUCCUCAGGUUAGGGAGAACUUCUGUUUUGUUUUGAAAAUGGUUCUGUUUAUAGUGCUCUAGGAAGUGUUACCUGUGUUACAGGUAUUGCUUACAAAGAUGAAGAGCUUUGACUCUAGGUCAAGAAAGAGCUACAGAGAAAAUUGUCAGAAGCUAGUUGGCAUGUGCAUAAGAUCUGUUUUUCAAAAGAAAAGUCUUCUAAAGGAAAGAGCCUGAGAGUCAAGAAUAUGAAUCAGAUCAAAUGAUAUAUUUGAAGAGAAAAGAGUGAGUUAUACCAGUGCGUGGUACAAGAGUCCAUUUCAUCAUGGAGAGAAACCAUGAAGUGAGGAGCCUGGCUCAUCUCUUAAAUAGCAUGGAACUGGCCUACAGAACAGACGUUAAACUGUACACCUUAGGACACUUAAAUCAUAACAAGCUUUAUAAGCCUUCAGAGAAAAUAAAACAGGGAUGAUGGUACUCUGCCAGGAAGCAAACUAGUUUCAUGACAGAAAGAAAUCAAUUCCUAGCUGAAAAUGAGAGAACGAGGAAGAUGAAAAAUUGUUCUGGUAACUUUUCUUCCAGCAUUCCUCUGCUUCCAGCACAGGCUGAAUCUUCCUUCCCCAACAACAGACAUCCACAGUCACCUGUGACCAGUGUUGGUGCCUCAGUAGAUGCAAGUUCUACUGCACCGGAAAUAUUAAAGUUGAAAGCACUGAAAAAGAAAGCGGAGGAGGGAACUGACAGAUUCCAUAUGCGUCUGAAAAGAAAGGAGUUAGAUGUGUCAGAGAUUAUGGUGCUGAAAAACAAACCAGUUAAGAACAGCCGACACUGUGCUGCUGAGCUUGCCAAAGAAUACCAGUUCAUACCUUUAUAUUUGGCUGGUGUAACUAAAACUGAUCAGUUUAACAAGUUCCUGCAUUUCCAGAAGGAGUUCAUAGCAAAGCAUGAAUUGUUACAGAAUGAUUUCACAGGAAAAAAAGUAUCAGAACAGCAUGAAAGGAAGCUGGCUAAGGAGCUUCAGAACAUCUGUGGCUGUGAUCCCCUCAAUUUCAAGCGACUACAGGCUGCUGAGGAGGUUUUUGAAGAUAUAUGCAACAGUUCUCUGAUACUUGGUGAUAUUCUCAAGGAAAUUAAGAGUGAGUAUGAGCUGUACAUAAUGAUGGUUCUGGACUCUCUGCCUAUAGCACAACACAAGGUAGUAUUUGGUUGUCAAUCUUUGCUCCUAAUUACACCAUGCUCUAAAGGCUCAGGUCAAAGGGAUGGAAACAAUGUCCUCAAGGGCUUCAGAAAUGCAGUCUGUCAGGAAAUACCUGCAGGUUCUAAUGAAAAAAGUCAGUACUGCCCUGGAAAGAAGCAAAGAGGUGCACUCAAUCCCCUCAUCAAUGCUGUCGAUAAAGAUGUUAAACAAAACUGGCCCAGUAUGGAGGCCUGGGGAACACCAUGUGACUGGUGGCCAACCAGAUUUAACUCCAUUCACAAUGACCCUUUGGUCCUGACCAUCCAGACAGGUUUUAACCCAGUGAACAGAACAUCUGUCAAAGCCAUGAGCAGCCAGAUUCUCCUGGAGAAGACUGGAAAACAGUAUCAAAUGCCUUGCAAAGUCCAAGAGACAAAGGGAGCACAAAAACCUCUUUCUGUUUCUGAACAGCAUGAAUCUAUGGGGUGUAAAAUUCUCAGUAAAUGGGAGGAAAUGAAAAUACUAGAGACCAAGAAGAAAGAAACAAUGGUUUAUGCUGGGAUAACAGAUAUUACGGAAAACACCCUUAAAGAAAUAGAGGCAAGAAAUCACUACUUCUAAACCUUUCCUAGCAUUGUUUCUUGAGAAAUACUGUUA